Messenger RNA from Apus apus (common swift), 1844 nucleotides. RefSeq names its product calcium/calmodulin dependent protein kinase IG (gene CAMK1G). Gene Ontology annotation, biological process: peptidyl-serine phosphorylation. Gene Ontology annotation, molecular function: calcium/calmodulin-dependent protein kinase activity; calmodulin binding; ATP binding. The transcript is spliced from 13 exons. Bases 223 to 1659 code for a protein of 478 amino acids. The record is from RefSeq and is a predicted model, not a curated record. Lineage: Eukaryota; Metazoa; Chordata; Aves; Apodiformes; Apodidae. Gene Ontology annotation, cellular component: intracellular anatomical structure.
CGCAUCUCGCCGCCGGUGCCGCCGGGGUCGGUCCCGGUCCCGGUACCAGCAGGGAGGUGCGGGCUCACCCCGCCCCGCGGCUCCGAGAGGGGCUGCCUGGCACCGUCACGGCUGAGCCGCCUCCUCCUCUAAUCCCCGCAGACCGCGGGAGCCCGAGGAGCUGCCAACAGGAGUUGCUCGCUCCGUGCUGACUCGGCUUUCCCUGCUUCCACUCUGGAGGAGAUGGGUCGCAAGGAAGAGGAGGACAGCAGCUCCUGGAAGAAACAGACGAGCAACAUCCGAAAGACAUUCAUUUUCAUGGAGGCCCUGGGAUCAGGAGCCUUUUCAGAAGUGUUCCUAGUGAAGCACAGGAGCACUGGCCAGCUCUUUGCUCUGAAGUGCAUCAAGAAGUCUCCUCUGACAAGGGACAGCAGCUUGGACAAUGAAAUAGCAGUCUUGAGAAAAAUAAAGCACGAAAACAUUGUGACUUUAGAAGAUAUUUACGAGAGCACAACCCACUACUACCUGGUCAUGCAGCUGGUGUCUGGGGGGGAGCUUUUCGACCGAAUUUUGGAACGAGGCGUUUACACCGAGAAAGAUGCCAGCGUGGUGAUCCACCAGGUCCUGACAGCAGUGAAGUAUCUGCAUGAGAAUGGAAUAGUUCACCGAGACCUGAAGCCUGAAAACCUUCUUUACCUUACUCCUGAAGAGAACUCCAAAAUCAUGAUCACAGACUUUGGCUUGUCGAAAAUGGAGCAGAAUGGCAUCAUGUCCACUGCCUGUGGGACUCCAGGAUAUGUUGCCCCUGAAGUGCUCGCCCAGAAACCAUACAGCAAAGCUGUGGACUGCUGGUCCAUUGGAGUCAUCACCUACAUCCUGCUCUGUGGGUACCCCCCCUUCUACGAAGAGACCGAGUCCAAACUGUUUGAAAAGAUCAAGGAAGGCUACUAUGAGUUUGAGUCACCAUUUUGGGACGAUAUCUCAGAGUCAGCCAAGGAUUUCAUCAGACAUUUGCUGGACAAAAACCCCAACACGAGGUUCAGCUGUGAAGAGGCCCUUCGACACCCCUGGAUUAAUGGAAAUACAGCCCUGCACCGUGACAUCUACCCAUCUGUCAGUGCUCAGAUUCAGAAAAACUUUGCAAAGAGCAAAUGGAGGCAAGCCUUCAAUGCUGCAGCCGUGGUGCACCACAUGAGGAAGCUCCACAUGAACGGUCACGCAGCAGCCGAAAGCUCCCUCUCCAUUACACGAGACUCAGAGGUGUCCAGACCCAGCACACCCACCACAGCCACCCAGCCAGCAACACCCAGCCAAGAAAAGGACACAUCACUCCCUCUGGUUCCCAUGCAGGGAUGCCCAAACCCCCACACUCAGCUGGAGCAAGACACAGGAAUGAGAGAAGAAAAGCUGCAAAGUCCCUUGAAGAACAGGUCUGUGCCCACGGGCAGCAGCCCAGUCCUGCAGGAUAACCACAGCACACCAACCAGAACUUCUUGUGGCUGCAACCCAGCCUGUGUGGGGCAUGAGAAAACAAAGAUGUCCUUCUGCUCCGAGACUGUGCUGCUUAAAAAAUCUUCAAAAUCCCAUCAUUUCAAAUCAGAAGUUCUUGUUCCAAUGAAAACUGGCAAACACUCUUCUCACUGUGGCACUGGGCAAACUGGAGUGUGUUUGAUCAUGUGAUGAGGAGGCAGCCACCGGGCUCCCCGCAUGGCCAGUGACACAGAAGGGCUGUUUUACUCUUUCCUGCACUUCAAAGCCAGACAUCAACAGUGCUCGUCAGAACUGGGCUCUGUCCCGCCCGGAGGGGGCGGCAGCAGCGCCGGGAGCAGGGCCCGAGCAGCACCUCUGUCCCAGGAAUCCAUCAG